Molecule: messenger RNA, 1574 nt
Organism: Ilex paraguariensis (yerba mate)
Lineage: Eukaryota; Viridiplantae; Streptophyta; Magnoliopsida; Aquifoliales; Aquifoliaceae
Source: the annotation of a GenBank genome assembly
ACAAUAAUCAACAACAGCAUAUGUCAGGAGACUCAGGCGUCCGUCUUUAAAAGUCGCCACUAGCCGACCGUUUAGCCACUUUUGAAUUUUCUCCAACCCUACGGCAAGCCACUGUUGCAUCAAACGGUCAUAUUUUGCUCUAUUCUCUACUGUUCUCUGAAACUCCGAAACCCUAGUGAUAUUUUCGCAGAUUUCUUCAAUAAUUCCUACAAUGGGAGCGCGCAAAAACUCUGGUAACGAUUAUACGGAUCGGCAAAAAUGGAACAAGAUCUUCAACGCUCUUGUACACAUGUUGCAAACGCAACACACACAGCUUGAGUAUCUCGCGACAGAGAGAAAGCUUCUUGAAGAUAGAAUCAAAUCACAGUAUGAACGGUGGUUAUCCGACGUUAAGCUAUUUCAAGAUCAAAUCUCUCAGAUGAAGAGGGAUCUUACUGUGCAAGAGAUGGAAAGCAUGGUUGAGGCAGCGAAGUCGGAUUUGAUUAUAGGUUCGAAGCAAAGAGAGGCUUUUAUGUGCAAGCUUAAGUUAGAUAAUGCAGACAGUGAAUUAUCAGAUUUUAGAGUAUGGUUUGACCUCCUCUCUCACAAGUUGUCUGAGCCAACAGAUACAUUGAAGACUGCUCAGAGCAAGGGCAAAGAGCACCGAAGUAAGGCAAUGGAAAGUGAAUUUAAGAGGCCUAAAAAUGGGAAUAAGAAGCAUAGUUCGGAGAAUAAUCCUGAGAUAUCUGCUCUGUUUUUAGAGAGAAAUUUUGUGUGGAACCAAUAUAACAAGAUGGAGAGCAAUUUGACCGAUCAGUUAAGAAGUACCCGUACCAAAGUUACACAUGCGAAUGAGAUGAUACAGACACUACUGACUAACAUGGAGCAGUUACAGGGGUCAAACACCGAAAAGGAUGAUACAAUUGUAACAUUGAAAACUAGCAUGGCUAAACUGGAGGCCGACUUACUUAAAAAGAAUGAAGAAAUAUCCAGACUCUCCAAUGAAUUGGAAUUGCGAAGUAGGUCAAGAAGUGUCCUUGUGACACCAGUGCUACGUCGGUGCAUGGCAGAACCCAGGAAAUCUUUUCUGGGAAGCAAGAGCAGUGGGUUUGAUGAAAAAGUAGUUACGAAGAAAGAAUCAUAUUAUUCAGAAGUCUCUGAAAAGGGACGUAGAAGUUCAAAGAGAAAAGCAAUCAACAGAACUCUCACUCCAGAGGCUACAUUGUUCUCCUCAACUUUUAAGCCACCAAAAUUGAAGAAAUUAUCCCCGCGUGGUGGUAUUUGAUCUCCUCCUUGCUGUUUAUCAAAGAGAGCAGCCGUAUAUGUUUCUCAAGCUUCACAACUGCUUAUGUUUUACGUCUAUUGUUUUUUUUUUGUCCUGGAUGUCGUAUAAAUUAUCAUGUAAUCACAAGAAAAAUGACAUAUGCUCAUCCUAACUUCAGUGUAUAUCUAUUUUUAAUAGAGCUUGCUGUUUUAAUGGAUGCUAGUGAAAGGGCAGCCCAAAAUGCUUGGGUAUGGUAGUUCUUUUAUUAAGGAAUUUUUUAUGAUGUACCAUUUUCCCUUUCUGAAGGAUUGGUAUUUGGUAUGCAUCGGUG